UAAAUGCAUUCAAAAAGUUAUUUCUGAAACUAAUACUGUUGUGCAAAAUUUGUGAGAAAAUAUGGUCGAGCCAUACGUUGAGGCCCUUAAACGAGAUAUCAAAUCUGGUUUUGGAGUAAUUGAAUGGAACCUUCUGUGGAGGCGCUGGAAGUUUAAUAACGAUUCUGUGAUCAGUGUCUUCAGGAAGACCGCCGCCAAAAAUGCCGACAAAAUUGCCAUUAAGUCUGAGACCCAGACGUGGACUUUCAAAAUGUUGGACCAGUUCUCCAACAAAGUGGCCAAUUAUUUCACAUCUCUUGGAUUCAGAGCCGGCGAUCAAAUGGCGCUUAUGAUGAACAAU
Molecule: messenger RNA, 340 nt
Organism: Medioppia subpectinata
Lineage: Eukaryota; Metazoa; Arthropoda; Arachnida; Sarcoptiformes; Oppiidae
Source: the annotation of a GenBank genome assembly